This is a messenger RNA of Clarias gariepinus (North African catfish), 782 nucleotides long. RefSeq names its product mediator complex subunit 10 (gene med10). Gene Ontology annotation, molecular function: transcription coregulator activity. The record is from RefSeq and is a predicted model, not a curated record. Gene Ontology annotation, biological process: positive regulation of transcription by RNA polymerase II. The coding region runs from base 141 to 545 and encodes 134 amino acids. The transcript has 4 exons. Gene Ontology annotation, cellular component: mediator complex; chromatin. NCBI's taxonomy places the organism in Eukaryota, Metazoa, Chordata, Actinopteri, Siluriformes, Clariidae.
UCUCCGAUUGGUUUGUCGUACACUGCCGGAAAGUGUGCUCACAGGCCGCUUUACCAAGCGUCUCCCUUUUGGAUUUUAUUUGUUGUUGUUAACGUGUUAUUAUAAUUUCUUACUUAUGAAUAUUUGUAUUGUUUAUCAAAAUGGCUGAGAAGUUUGACAAUCUCGAGGAGCAUCUUGAGAAAUUUAUCGAAAAUAUCCGACAGUUGGGAAUCAUCGUCAGCGAUUUUCAGCCGAGCAGCCAAACAGGACUCAAUCAGAAACUGAAUCUGAUGAUAACAGGACUGCAAGAUAUCGAGAAGUGCCGGCAACAGCUUAACGACAUCCACGUACCUCUGGAGGCAUUUGAAUACAUCGAUCAGGGCCGUAAUCCUCAGCUUUACACAAAAGAAUGUCUGGAGCGAGCUUUGGCUAAAAACGAACAGGUGAAAGGAAAGAUCGACACCAUGACGAAGUUUAAAAGUCUUCUCAUCUCUGAACUGGGAAAGGUUUUUCCUGAAGAAAUGGCUAAAUACAAGGCGAUCCACGGAGACGACCCUCCUUCAUAGUCUGCAGAAGCGCACUCAAGACAAUUUGUACAUAUGUCCAUAUGCACAUUUUCUACAGUAUAGAGCAUCGAUCAUGCUAUACAUUUCUACAGCUUUUCGAUGUUUAUAUUUACAUUUGUACUUUUCACAGAUAUUGCGACUGUGUGAUGCAAAAAGUUUUUUUUGUGUGUUUUGAAUUGUAAUUUUUCUUUUGCCUUUGUUUUAUUAAUUAAAGAAUUAUUAUAAUGAACUAAAAAA